GGUAGAAAAACAGUAACCUGGACGCAUUCGGGCAAUUCACUUAUUGUCUUGUAAAAAAUGCUUGCUAGCGCCGUUCGGUCCUACCGGGGCUACAGCUCAUUGCUGGCCGCUGCUGCUCUCACUGGAUCGGCGCUUGCUGCGACCGUCCACGCAGAUGCCAGCAAGAACUCCUCUAAGACUGCGCUGGACCCCAACGAGUUCCGCGAGUUUAAGCUGAAGGAGAAGAAGCAGCUGACGCGCAACACCUACCUGUACCGGUUCGAGCUGCCGGAGGGCCAGACCUCGGGCAUCUACACGGCCUCAUGCCUGGUCACCCGCGCCAUGCUCAAGUCCAAGCCCGAGGACGAGAAGCCCAAGCCGGUGGUGCGACCCUACACGCCCACCUCCGCCCCGGACGCCCGGGGCUACCUGGACCUAGUGGUCAAGGUGUACGACAAGGGAGUGAUGUCGAAGCACAUCGACAGCCUCAAGGUCGGCGACACGCUGGAGAUGAAGGGCCCCAUCAAGAAGUACCCCUACGAGCCCAACUGCAAGAAGCACAUCGGCAUGGUGGCGGGCGGCACCGGCAUCGCACCCAUGCUGCAGGUGAUUGACGCCAUCCUGUCCAACCCCGAGGACAAGACCCAGAUCUCCCUGGUGUACGCCAACAUGAGCGAGGCGGACAUCAUCCUCAAGGACCAGCUGGACAAGCUGGCGGCCGCGCACCCGCAGCAGUUCCGCGUCUACUACGUGGUUGACAAGCCCAACUGGGGCGGCCUGUUCUGGCGCGGCGGGGUGGGCUACGUCACCCGAGACAUGCUGGCGGCGCGGCUGCCGGCGCCGGGGCGCGACUCGCUGGUGAUGGUGUGCGGCCCGCCGGGCAUGAUGACGGCGGUCAGCGGCAACAAGGCACCCAACUUCUCGCAGGGUGAGGUGACGGGUCUGCUCAAGGAGCUCGGCUACGACUCCUCCAAUGUGUACAAGUUCUGAGGGGGGCGUGCGUGAAGGAGGCCGCAACCGCCAUGCCAGCAGCAGCAGUCGUUACAUGGGCAUGCAUGCGUGCGUGGGUCUUUGCCGCGCGGUGAGACAGGGCAUGGCAGCGGCAGCGGGGUUCCCAGCGCGUGGGGGGGCUGCUGGUCCGCCCUGCACGGCUGCAUGGGGCCGCUGCAAAGGGAGGCAGAGCGCGAUGCGGCUGCCCCUGCUUUGCCCCCCAGCUGCGACGAGGGGGGUGCUCGGGGUGUGGCCCCCGGGUGAGCCGCACCCCAUGUGCAGGUGGACGGGUCGGCGUUGGGGGCUAGGCGCCUGGGGACUGCAGUGGGCGGGUGCGGGCCCCGUGUGCACCUGCUCGUGCGCGCAUGUACCCGGGUAGCAUGGCAUGACAUCUGCAGGGGGGAGGGGCUGGGAGGUGAUGUCCGGCCUGGAAAGGCUGUGACGCGCGCGUGCCGCAGCCUCAGCAUGCGUCGCACAUGGUAGGGUGGCAUGGUGGCAUGCAAGCAGGCUGGCAGGCUGGCAGGCUGGCAGGGGCACUGCUGGGUGUUGGGGUAGCACGCGGGGCGCUGCUGGUGGCCCCUGGUGCAUGGCGGGGUGGAGGCAUUGCCCCUGGGGCGCAUUGCGCAUUGCGGGGGCAGGAUAGCUGGGUGCCAGUGCGGCAGCGCGGUGUGGCUUGUCUGCAGUGGGAGGACGGAUGAGACGCGGAGGGGAGCAGGUGAACUGAGCCGCGGAAACACUGACCCCGAUCGUAGUUCUCGCGGAAAGGAGGAACAGGCGGUACUGUGUGGGCUCAGUGUACGACAUGGCAACCACCCGCAUGUAAGUCAGGAG
Molecule: messenger RNA, 1800 nt
Organism: Astrephomene gubernaculifera
Lineage: Eukaryota; Viridiplantae; Chlorophyta; Chlorophyceae; Chlamydomonadales; Astrephomenaceae
Source: the annotation of a GenBank genome assembly